Molecule: messenger RNA, 6853 nt
Organism: Myotis brandtii (Brandt's bat)
Lineage: Eukaryota; Metazoa; Chordata; Mammalia; Chiroptera; Vespertilionidae
Gene: SMC1B
Product: structural maintenance of chromosomes 1B
Exons: 25
Coding region: 54-3758 (1234 amino acids)
Biological process (GO): sister chromatid cohesion
Cellular component (GO): nucleus; chromosome; cohesin complex
Molecular function (GO): ATP binding; ATP hydrolysis activity; DNA binding
Source: RefSeq, a predicted model, not a curated record
CGCUUUUCCCGCCCCGCGUGUGAGGACGCUGCGGAGGCGCGGAGGCCGCAGCCAUGGGCCGUUUGGAGCUGCUGCUCGUGGAGAACUUCAAGUCCUGGCGAGGCCGCCAGGUCAUCGGCCCUUUCAGGAGGUUCACCUGCAUCAUCGGCCCCAACGGCUCCGGAAAAUCUAAUGUAAUGGAUGCGCUUAGUUUUGUUAUGGGAGAGAAAACAGCUAAUUUAAGAGUGAAACAUAUUCAAGAACUUAUUCAUGGAGCACAUAUUGGAAAGCCUGUUUCUUCUUUUGCAAGUGUAAAAAUUGUGUAUGUGGAGGAGAAUGGAGAAGAGAAAACAUUUACAAGAAUUAUUCGAGGGGGAUGCUCAGAAUUUCGUUUUGAUGAUAAUCCUGUGAGUCGUUCCACUUAUAUAGCAGAGUUGGAAAAGAUAGGUAUAAUAGUCAAAGCACGGAACUGUCUAGUUUUUCAAGGAACUGUAGAGUCGAUUUCAAUGAAAAAACCCAAAGAAAGAACCCAGUUUUUUGAGGAAAUCAGCACUUCAGGAGAGCUUAUAGGAGAAUAUGAGGAAAAGAAAAGAAAGUUACAGAAAGCUGAAGAGGAUGCACAGUUUAAUUUUAAUAAAAGAAAAAACAUAGCUGCAGAGCGCAAACAUGCAAAAUUAGAGAAAGAUGAGGCAGAACGUUACCAGACUCUCCUUGAAGAACUUAAAAUAAAUAAGAUUCAACUGCAGCUUUUCAAGCUAUACCAUAAUGAGAAAAAAAUUCAUUUGCUGAACACUGAGUUAGAGAAUGUGAAUAGGAAUUUGAGUGACACAAAAGAAUCUCUUUCUCAUCAUGAAAACACAGUGAAAGCCAAGAAAAAGGAGCAUGGGAUGCUAACUAGACAGCUGCAACAAACAGAAAAAGAAUUAAAAUCUCUUGAAGCACUUUUAAAUCAGAAGAGGCCCCAGUAUAUUAAAGCCAAAGAAAACACUUCUCACCAUCUUAAGAAAUUAGAUGUGGCUAAGAAAUCCAUGAAGGACAGUGAAAAACAAUGUUCUAAACAGGAAGAUGACAUAAAAACCCUAGAGACAGAGCUGGUUGAUCUAGAUGUUGCAUGGAAAAGUUUUGAAAAGCAAUCGGAAGAAGUCCUACAGAAAGUGCGAGACAUUGAAUUAGAAGCCAGUCAGCUGGAUCGUUAUAAAGAACUUAAGGAACAAGUAAGGAAGAAGGUGGCUAUAAUGACCCAACAACUGGAAAAACUGCAGUGGGAACAGAAGGCUGAGAAAGAAAGAUUGGCAUUUGCAAAGAGGAGGCAUGGAGAAGUUCAGGAAAAUCUAAGACAAGUAAAAGAACAAAUAGAAGAUCAUAAAAAGCGAAUAGAGAAGUUGGAGGAGUAUACAAAAACAUGCAUGGAUUGCUUGAAAGAGAAAAAACAGCAAGAGGAAAUACUAGUGGAUGAAAUUGAAAAAACAAAAUCAAGAAUUGCGGAAAUUAAUGAAGAGAUGAGUCUUAUUAGAAGUGACCUGCAGAAUGCUGGGAUUGAUACCCAUGAGGGAAAACGUCAGCAAAAGAGAGCAGAGAUUCUGGAAAACCUUAAAAGACUUUACCCAGAUGCUGUGUUUGGAAGACUACUUGACCUGUGUCAUCCUAUUCAUAAGAAGUACCAGCUGGCUGUUACUAAGCUUUUUGGCCGGUACAUAGUCGCCAUUAUCGUAACCUCUGAAAAAGUAGCGAGAGAUUGUAUUCGAUUUCUGAAGGAGGAAAGAGCCGAACCUGAGACAUUCCUUGCUCUAGAUUACCUUGAUAUCAAGCCAAUUAAUGAAAGGUUGCGGGAGAUUAAAGGCUGUAAAAUGGUGAUUGAUGUCAUAAAGACUCAGUUUCCUCAGCUGAAGAAAGUAAUUCAGUUUGUGUGUGGAAAUGGCCUUGUCUGUGAGACUGUGGAGGAAGCAAGGCGCAUUGCCUUCGAUGGGCCUGAAAGACGGAAAACAGUGGCUCUUGAUGGAACAUUAUUUUUAAAAUCUGGGGUGAUCUCUGGAGGUUCAAGUGACUUAAAAUACAAGGCUCGAUGCUGGGAUGAGAAAGAGAUAAAGAAUUUAAGAGACAGAAGAACCCAUCUAAUGCAAGAAUUAAAGGAUUUAAUGAAGAUGCUUCGCAAGGAAGCAGAUUUAAAACAAAUACAGGCUCUAGUACAAGGAACUCAUACACGACUCAAAUAUUCGCAAAGUGAACUAGAGAUGAUGAAGAAAAAGCACCUUGCUGCCUUUCAGCGGGAGCAAUCUCAGCUACAAAGUGAACUACUAAAUAUUGACUCUCAGUGUUCCAUGUUGAAUGAUGGAAUCAAAAAGUGGCAACAGAGGAUUGAAGAAUUUCAAGAAAAGAUAGACAAGGUUGAAGAUGAUAUUUUUCAACACUUCUGUGAAGAAAUUGGUGUGGAAAAUAUUCGUGAAUUUGAGAAAAAACAUGUUAAACAGCAACAAGAAAUUGAUCAAAAAAGGUUAGAAUUUGAAAAACAAAAAACUCGGCUUAAUAUUCAACUAGAAUAUAGUCGCAAUCAGCUGAAGAAGAAACUGAAUAAGAUCAACACAUUAAAAGAAACUAUCCAGAAAGGUAGAGAAGACAUUGAUAACCUGAAGAAGGUUGAAGAAACUUGUCUGCAGGCUGUGGAUGAGCUCAUGGUGAAGCGGCAGCAACUGCAGGACGCAUUUGCCGCCCAGAAUUCCAAUGUUGAGAAAGCCCACGCUCAAACUGAAGAGGAGCGGAAGAAGUUUUUGGCUGUUGACAGGGAAGUGGGAAAACGGCAAAAAGAAGUUGUGAUCGUUCAGUCUUCCCUGGAACAGAAACGGCUAGAGAAGCAUAAUAUGCUGCUUGAUUGCAAAGUUCAAGACAUUGAAAUCCUUCUUCUGUUGGGGUCCCUAGAUGACAUCAUUGAAGUAGAGUUGGGAACUGAAGCGGAAAGCAGCCAGGCCACAAUGGACAUCUAUGAAAGAGAAGCAGCCAUUGAGAUAGACUACAGCUCCCUGAGAGAGGACUUGAAGGCUCUACAAUCUGAUAAGGAAGUUGAGGCCCACCUUAAACUCCUUCUGCAACAAGUAGCCUCACAAGAAGAUGUCCUGUUGAGGACAGCAGCCCCGAACCUCAGAGCCUUGGAGAACCUAAAGACUGUCCGAGACAAGUUUCAGGAGUCCACAGAUGCUUUUGAGGCCAGCAGAAAGGAAGCCAGAAUGUGUAGGCAAGAGUUUGAACAGGUGAAAAAAAGGAGAUAUGAUCUUUUCAGCCAGUGUUUUGAGCACAUCUCAGUCUCAAUUGAUCAAAUCUACAAGAAGCUCUGCAGAAACAACAGUGCCCAAGCAUUUCUUAGCCCAGAGAACCCAGAAGAGCCUUACUUGGAGGGAAUUGGCUAUAACUGUGUGGCCCCAGGCAAACGGUUCAUGCCAAUGGACAACUUGUCAGGGGGAGAAAAAUGUGUGGCAGCUUUGGCGCUCCUGUUCGCUGUGCACAGUUUCCGGCCUGCUCCAUUCUUUGUUCUGGAUGAAGUGGAUGCAGCCCUGGACAAUACGAACAUCGGCAAAGUAGCAAGUUACAUCAAAGAGCAGACUCAAGAACAGUUUCAGAUGAUAAUCAUCUCCCUCAAGGAGGAGUUCUAUGCCAAGGCUGACGCCCUGAUCGGCAUCUACCCAGAGCACGAUGACUACAUGUUCAGCCGAGUUCUGACUUUAGAUCUUUCUCAGUAUCCAGACACUGAAGGCGAAGAAGGCAGCAGGAGACAGCGAGAGUCCCGCUAGGGUCCGAGUGGCCCGGCGCAGCUGCCGGCUCUCAGAGCGGAUGAGUUAGCUGUGGUCAGGUCAUCACUGUUCAGUUCUCACUCUAGUGUUCAAACUGUUGAGUAACCAACUUCUGGAGCCAGCCAGCCUGAGUGCCAUCUGAGAAAGCUGAACCGUUACCAGCAAAGGAGCUGCUGCUCACUUCCGUUAGGAGUGUUUAGGCCCCGCCCGCUCCCGUAGGGAGUUUCCUGGAAGAGUUAGCUUUGAACGAUUUAAAAAAAAAAAAAAAAGGUACAAUUUUGUUACCAUAGUUUCAAGUUCCAUUUUGAAGCCCCGCCAGAAAAAUUUUGAAUUCUACAUCCUCUUCACUCUGGUCUUGCCUUGUCCAUUUAAGGAACAUUUAAAGGAUAGUCUUGGUUUCUGAAUAUCCUAGUUAUAGGGUGUUGAACCUGGUUUUUGAGAAAUUAUUUCAGAGGAACUGAUGUAUGAAAAUAUCAAUAAAAAUACUCUAAUUUCAAAUGUUUCCAAUUUACAGUUUUAUAAACAAAAAUUUUAAGGUGAAACUGAAUUAUGUCCACUUAAUGCAAUCUGCAUUUUCUAAGUGUAAUUUCUGUUCAGAAGGAAAUGAAUAGACUUUCCCAAGUAACAACGGACUUUGCCAUGUCAGUGCACUGUUCCAGGUGGGAAAGAAAGUCAGCAGGACUUUACUUCCCUCUCAGGACAGAUAGAACAUUCGGAGGUGCCGCUGCUAGUGGACACUGCAUGGGGCCCAGGUGCCACCAAGGGGUAGCUCCUGAAGUAGCGGACUCGCUUUCAAACUACACUCACGUCGCAUAUAAACAGGACGCACUGUGCCAGACGUGAAGUCACAGCCUUGCUCCCUGCUCACAGCUCCUCUGUGAACUGGAGAACAGAGACCACUCGGUCUCCCUGUGUUCCUUCUUUCAGUGCCGGCAAUAGCACCUCAAUCUCCGACUUUCCUGCCUUGAAAGACAUCAGCUGAACACUGUCAUGUCCCUUCAGUGCCAUCAGAGCUGUGGCCCCUUCCUCUUCCUGGGCUGCCCGUUCUCAUAACUUGGACUCAGGCAGCAGGUCCUCAGGCAGCAUCCUCGCGUUCCUGAAACCACCUUCUAUGCAAACCACCACGCAACAGGAAACGGGUUGGAACACCACACUCCAAAAACAAAAUAGGAACCUGCUAACAGCUAGUUUACACACAUUACAUGGUUAAGAACCACACAAAUAUUGUAGCACACAUGGCACUUUAUCUUGAAAAUGCCCAGAAGUCGGCUUGUGUAGUGGGCAUCGCCGGGUCCAGUGGUGGAAGGGUAGUUGACCUAGGUUCCCACGGACAGAGCCUUACAUACGCAAAGCAGGUGCGUGCAAACUGUUCCUCAUUCAUCAGUCAUGUUGCUUUAAGUCUGCAUUUUACACAAGUGUUAUGGCAGAACUGACUACAGACAGGCUCACUCCUCACGGCAAGGCCUCCGCCCCGGCAUGGCACUCGGAGUGGCACUCGGAGCUGGUCCUGAGCGGGGCCCUGCCUCACUUUUCCAGGCUUCCCUCCUUCCACGUCACUCUCCCGUGUCUGCCCAACCUUCAGACACAUCCAUCCCUGAUCGCACUUUUGUGAGUCUUUAAAAAAACAAUGUCUAAUGUUUGCUUUUCAAACAUUAAACACAUUCAAGUAAUCACUUGAUUUCACAGCUGAGUGGCAACUCAUGGUAAAAAUCCUCAUUGAAUAAAUUAAAACAAGCCUUGUCAUAACUGGAGAAAAGUUGAGCACACAGAGUUGAAGUGAAAGUUUUAUGACCAGAGUAGCAUAAAGGAUUUGUUUUUCAUGCUUUCGAAAGCAGACAAAGGUCUUAGCAGGUCCAGCUCAUCUCUGCCUACACGUCCCAACCUAACAUUUCUAGUUCUUUGUGCCUGUGGGAGCUCCAGCGCCAUCAGUGGGGAGUGUCAUCGUGCUUGGCAAGAAGUGUCACAUCAAAGUAGGCAGCCUCUAAAGCAGACUGAGCAGGGCCUUUGCCACAGUCACAGAGCAACCACCCACCACACCCUCUGCGCCCUCUGCCCCAGCACUGCCGGCAGCUGAGCACCUGACAGCGGGGAAGCAAGACACGGGUGUGGCAGCCCCUUCCCCAGGCCUGCCUGCCUCACGCUGUGCCCCGUCACGUGCCAUGGCAGAGAACGCUGGGAGGUGAGAGACUUGGAAAGCUUGGGAUACUCUAACUGCAAGUUUAAAACCUGCUCUGCUCCACUUGUAACUUCUCAGUUAACAGCCUCAAGGCGGACUUGCACCGCCCUGCACUGCACCACUGGAAAGGCACUCUGCCCUGGCCGGCGGCUCAGUGAGUUAGAGCACCAUCCUGUGCAGAAGGUUGAGGGUUAAUCCCUAUUAAACGUACUAACGGAAGGCAACCAAUCGAUGCUUCUCCCUGCCUCCCUCCCUCUCUAUAAAAAAGAAGAGGCCUCUGGUUCUUCGUGAGGAUGCUCUAACGCCUCAGGGACGGACCGGCCAUUCUUUGGAACUAAGUUACUACAAUUCCAAAGAAGCCCUACUGAUCCAGACAUUCUUUUAAAAGACGUAUCACUCUCACUGGCAGAUUCAACACCUCGAAUGUUCUUUACUUAACAACGUAACAAACAUACCUUAAAAGUUUUUUCUAUGGUAACAUGUUUCCGCAUAAAAAUUAUAAAAUUUAAGAGUCUAGUUUCUUUUCUCUUUGGCAACUACUGUUGCUUGUAGUCUCCACUGUCCCCUUUAUUAAAAAGCCCACCUGACCACGGGCGUGUUGGGGAGCCCGGAGCACCAGGCCCCUCCCUUCCCGCCGUCAGGCCCUGAGGUAGUUGUCCGCCAGUCCUCACGGAGGAUACCUGAGGUGUGCGCUUCACCCCGAGCAGUUAGACACACAGUGGGACUGUCCCCCCGCCUCCGCGGCCACACCCCACAGGGCUCCCGUGGGGUACAUGGCGGUUAGAAGUGAGAGGUCGUGUGAGUCCUCGAACAUUCCUCAUCGUCCGCUACGGCACUGUGGUCACAGAGGCUGGUUUUCAAGUUGCAGGUUUGUCGGUUUUAAAGAUUUCAAGAUGCGCCAGCAUCGUCUGUUUAAACA